This is a messenger RNA of Ricinus communis (castor bean), 1344 nucleotides long. RefSeq lists its product as uncharacterized. Bases 114 to 1205 code for a protein of 363 amino acids. The transcript has a single exon. The record is from RefSeq and is a predicted model, not a curated record. NCBI's taxonomy places the organism in Eukaryota, Viridiplantae, Streptophyta, Magnoliopsida, Malpighiales, Euphorbiaceae.
AUUUCUUCUCCUCUACCAAUUGCAAAACCCCUUCACUGCUUCCUUCUCCUGCUUUGCUUGACCCAGCUCUUGAUCUCUCCCCAUUUUGAGAUCAGUCUCGCCACCCACCCACCAUGAUCAAGACACUCAGUCCUUACUCUACCACAGCAAAAACUGCUGAAAUUAUGUCUAGGUACAGGCCCAUAGCGCCUAAGCCUGAAGGUCCUUCUAACUCCUUUGGCGAGAGCUCAUCUAUGUCUCAGAAGAUCAGCCAAUCUCCUUACCUCAGGAAUCUCUGGCCACAAUUGCAAGCCAGGCCUACCAGAACCAGGAAGAGAGGUAGAGCUGCCAUAUCUCCACCCACCAUCAAAAGACCGAGAACGCAUGUUCUUGGUCUUUCCUCUACCAGUCAUGUAAUAUCCCCCGCCAGGCAUCUGUCUUUACAGGGUUUUGCUCACGGGCUUUCUCAGCUUUCUGUUCCAAGCCUUGUUGGUGUUAGUAGCAGCUUGAAUAAUCCAGUCACAACCAAUUCAGAUUUGGUUACACUCUCUCUUCUUCCAUGUCAACCACCGGUUCCAGUUGUUGAUAACCAAGUAACAGCACCUGAAAUCAGUUGCAUGGAGGCACGUAGACAGGUGAUCAUAGAUUUGAACACUGUGGCUGAGAUCCCGGAAGAGAAGGAUUUCUUGCAGCAACUACAAGAACCACCAACCAAUAACGUCAUAGCACCUCAGCCAAUUCGACCAGUUGGCUCAAGCAUAAGCGUUGGGUGCGUUAGUGAGGACACAAACUCAACCCCACAAGUGCAAGUUCCAAAGAAGCCAGAGGAAGUUGAGGAAGAGAUCGAGUGUGAGGCCCUGCCAACAGUGAUAUGUGAUUCCAACUACAAAGUGAGGCUGGCAAAUUCUGCCUAUAAAGAAAUGGUGGGCCAGCCAGAAUGCCCUUGGCUCGACUCGAUGGUGGCAGGUGAUGGCAGAUUUGGGGGCAACUCAUGCAAGAGAAUAUGCGGAGAGGUGAUACUUCAUCUUGCUGAUUCAAGAGUGCCAUCUUCAUCAAAUAAGUUUUCUUGCUGGGUGAAUAUAGAAUGGGGGCAUGAGGGGAAGAAAACAGCAGCCACUGCUUUCUGUGAUGUUAUCAGAUUGUCCUGCGAGUCCAAGGAUUACCUCUUCGCUUGGAGGUUCCACACCCAUUCUAGGGAGGGUUCUCAGUCCAGUACCAAGGCCUAAACAUUGGUUUCCGAAUACUUUUAAAUGUUAGUAUAUUACUAUAAAAGGCAUCUUACCUACCGCGUAUACAUAGGAAGACAUCAAGUAUAUGUAUAGUUUUUGGUAGCUUUUCAGUUAAAAUCAAUAUGUUUAGAGGAUA